AUGGAAAAUCAAAGGCGAAAAAACAGCUCGGGCGAUAAGUUUUCGUUCCCAAUAAUCGCAGUCCGAGAUUCAGAUCCCUAUGAAUUUGAGUUUGGUUGUGUUACAAAACCAGGCUCUCCAAACUCUCCAGCUGAUCAUUUGUUCUUCAAUGGCAAGCUCUUACCUCAUGUUUUUCCACUUAACCAUCCCACAAAUAAUUAUUCCUAUUCGCGUUCGACGAGCAGAACAAGCAGCAUUAGCAGCAAGGAUUCUCUUAUGUCGUCACGCAGUAAUAGCACGAAUAGCAGGAGCAGCAACUGCAGCAGUUCUAGAACAAGUACAAGUGAGACAUCUGAAAGGAAAAUCUUGAGGACUGGAGGAAAAAUUCCAGGGAAAAAACCUGUUUUAAAUCCACAAUACAAAUAUAGUUCUUCUCAAAGAUGGCAAUUUAUCGUGCCUGCGCCUGUCUUGAUGCAUCAGGAUUCAAGAUCAAGAUCAGUAAAAGUUGAAUGCAAAGAGUUGAAAUCAAGGAAAAUGGAAAAGGAUACUGAUCAUGGAAAAUCAUGGAUUGGCAAGAAAGUUUUGAGAUCAUUUGUUUCAGCAUGUAAAAAAUGCCAUGCCAUAGAAACAUCAUAA
This is a messenger RNA of Fraxinus pennsylvanica, 615 nucleotides long. The record is from the annotation of a GenBank genome assembly. Lineage: Eukaryota; Viridiplantae; Streptophyta; Magnoliopsida; Lamiales; Oleaceae.